AUGUUUGCAGACGGAACCAAGCUAAACCAACGCAUAUUUUUAAAGAAGCAAGAAAAAAUCUCUGCCAGGGAUGAUACAAUCUGGCUACAGAGAACAAAAGAUGUGAGUAAAAGAGAUCUACUAGUAUUAGACUCGCAGUGGGACGUGUUCCUCAAUCUGUGA
Paraglomus brasilianum is the source of this 162-nucleotide messenger RNA. Lineage: Eukaryota; Fungi; Glomeromycota; Glomeromycetes; Paraglomerales; Paraglomeraceae. The record is from the annotation of a GenBank genome assembly.